CACACACACACACACACACACACACACACACACACACACACACACACACAGCGUCUUCUCAGCGUAACAUCCAGGGGGAGGGAGGGAGCACGCGUGCCUGCGGAACACACCUGCGCUCAGAGGAGGACGGACACCGACACUCAAGUAUGAACACACAAAGUGAACAGGGUGGAAGGGAGGAGGAUCCCCACGGAGGAUGGUGGCGGAGAUGGCGCACUGCGAAGCGGCUCGUCGGUCGGGAGAUGAUGGGGACGGGGAUGUCCACACGUCUGACUGCAAAGGUAACCUACCGGAGGUGGACAGCAGUGACUCGGAACAUUCCGGUACGUCUGUGGCAGACUCUGAGGAAGGCUCUGGCUCUGAGGAAGAUGAGGAAGACCGGGCGGAUUUAGACAACCCUGACCCUCCCUUCUGCCUUCGUCUUGUGUCAGAAGCCAACGAGGAGAGGGAUGAGAAGGAGGAAGAAGUGGAGACGGGAGAGGAUUCGUCUCAAGAGGUCCUCUCUGAACCAGCUUCAACAGGAGAAGAGGUCCACCUCAAGUCACAAUGUGACAAAUGUAAAGCAGCUCAGCAGAGUUCUGACUACGAAAAGGUUACCCCAAGGAAAAUCUCGAAGGGUCGAUUACAGGUACAGCUGGAAGGCGAGGGGACCUAUGAGUGUUCGGCUACAGGUCUGGUGUUUGAGGUGUCGGAGCAGGCUCUGGUCCGCUACUCGGUCCUGUCCUGGUCCAAAUUCGACACGUUCCUCACGGACUCCUGGAAAUUCGCCGGACCCAUUUUCAACGUGGACGUGGUCAACAAGGAUGCAUCUGUGCUCAAGUCCAUCCUGUUCCCACACUCCCUGUGCCUUGCUGACCCCCAGUACGAGCUGCAGUUCAGUGUUCUGCACGUCCAGGGCAGCGGGUCGCAGCUGGAGCCGUCGGCGGAGCACACGGGCAGCCAUGUGCGGUGGCGCGUGUCCUCGCUGUCUCCGGUGGGUCCCGUCGUCCAGAGCAGCCGACCCCUGGAGCACCACGGGGUGGUGCUGGUGUACAAGGAGCUGGGCCACAACAACACCUUCAGCUUCAGGGUGUACCUGGCCUCCAACAACUCGUCCGACAUCAAGGACAUAGGCACGCAGGUGCGCUCUGCUCAGAAGAGCUACAGGAAGAUCGAUAAACCGCCCGUCUGUAAUCUAGACGUGGGCAAGUACCACCUCGUGAGCCAGCCGGAGGGGGAAAUCAACCCCAAGGAAUUGAAAUUCACCUUUGAAAUCAUCAAGCUGAAGGGCUACUUUGAGGCGUUCUUUGAACAGCCUCCUCCUUUUAAGCUGUCUCUGAAAGAGACGACCACGGACGAGACCGUGUGGUCUGCUACUAUCAGAGAAGGUGAUUGCGAAGAUGUCAAGAUGGUGUUCAAGCCAAAGCAGAAAGCAGGAGGCCGAAAGAGAAGCAGCAGUACAUCUGAAGAAGAAAUGGCCAGUAAGAAACCUUGCUGUUUGGAUGAGUCGGACGGAAACAACAAAAAACGGCCCGCAGGGCGGGAUCUGUCCGAUAAGCAGCUCCUGCAGGUGGCCAAAACGCUGGGGAAGGAGUGGGAGCAGGCGGCCAUUCACCUGGAGCUGAGCAUCACAGAUCUGGACGACAUCAAGGCAGACAGAGAGACGGAUGUGGCCAUGCAGAAGCUGAAGAUGUUGGCGCUGUGGAAGCGCCGAAGACCACCAGGAAAGGCCACAGCUCAGGACCUGCUGAGAGGUCUGGAAUACCUGGAGGACCUACCGGUCGAGACUCAUCUGUUAUUGACGGAAAUGGUGCAAGGCCCAGUUAAAUGACAUGACAAUGGCAUUUGCAGAGGCCCUUAUGCAGGAGAUGUCUCUGGGGAAAGAAAGCCAUGGAGACAUGUGAUGGACCAAAACGCAAGCGGUGGAUCAAACAACGUGAAACAGUGAAGCAGUCUGAGUAUUUGCUGGUCGGCCGGAUGCGGCCAAAUGACAGCAUCAGACCAAGUCCCUCCUUUCCUGAGCUGCUCGAUGUCUUAUUGGAGUCACAACGAUGGACUCGAUGAGUCAGUCCUGCAAUUGACAAUAGUUCUGUUGACUCUGGAAAGUAAUUAUUGAUAUCCUGUUUAGAAUAAGCCUUGGCUAAGAUGUUCCCCUCAGGUACCCUCCUAUAUCCAAAUAUAGACAUGAAUACAUUAUCAUUAUCAUGGAGUGUACUGUUUUUAUUUUAGGCCUUACCUUAGAUGUAGCUUAUUACGUAGCCAGCUAUAGAUGCUAACAUGGUGCUUAAAAAAGGGAAAUUAAUUCAACUUUGUUCAUCGCUUCAGAGUUUAUAUUUUCUUUUAGAAAUGAUUUGUGUAGAUUGGUAUAGCUAAUUUUUUCAAACUUUAUACAUUUCAGGGAAUUUCUCUUGUUUUGUUUGUAGGAUGCAUUUUUUAAGUAAUUUCCUUACGGUUGUGAGUUUAUAAAAAAUGUUCUUGAAUUGAUUAAUAAUCCACUACGACCAGCACAAUCUUUAAUCAUGACUCUUUUUAAGGGCAGCUGGUAUUGUCCUUCUUCAUAUUGUGCAUCUAAAUGAACAAUACUGUGAUUAAUCUAGUGACCCCAUAAAAAACGUGAGAUUUAAAUGACCGAUCUCACACCUGCAGGGCUUUGAAUCCGUCCCCAUUGCUCCUGAUUUACUUUGACUGGGGAAAUAAAAAACUUUUUUACAAAA
Gadus macrocephalus (Pacific cod) is the source of this 2693-nucleotide messenger RNA. RefSeq names its product NACHT, LRR and PYD domains-containing protein 1b allele 2-like. Gene Ontology annotation, cellular component: THO complex part of transcription export complex. NCBI's taxonomy places the organism in Eukaryota, Metazoa, Chordata, Actinopteri, Gadiformes, Gadidae. Gene Ontology annotation, biological process: signal transduction; mRNA export from nucleus; regulation of DNA-templated transcription elongation. The transcript has 17 exons. Bases 197 to 1810 code for a protein of 537 amino acids. Gene Ontology annotation, molecular function: protein binding. The record is from RefSeq and is a predicted model, not a curated record.